Lizanozyma spartinae is the source of this 1686-nucleotide messenger RNA. RefSeq names its product D-arabinono-1,4-lactone oxidase (gene ALO1). The record is from RefSeq and is a predicted model, not a curated record. The transcript has a single exon. Gene Ontology annotation, cellular component: mitochondrion; membrane. Lineage: Eukaryota; Fungi; Ascomycota; Pichiomycetes; Serinales; Debaryomycetaceae. The coding region runs from base 1 to 1686 and encodes 561 amino acids. Gene Ontology annotation, molecular function: FAD binding; D-arabinono-1,4-lactone oxidase activity.
AUGUCAUCUAUUAUUCCGGAACUGUUGCGACUGUUUGCUGCGUUGAAGUCCUUCCAUAGAACAUGGGCCGGGACUUUCUACUGUAAGCCCGAAGCGUAUUUUCAGCCCACUAAUGUAGAAGAGAUUAAAGAAUUGGUUAACCAAGCCCGGAUAAACCACAAGACUAUCAUGACUGUUGGAUCUGGCCAUUCGCCUUCUGAUUUGACCAUGACCAACGAGUGGCUUUGUAACUUGGACAAGUUCAACCGGGUUCUUAAAGUAGAUGAACAUCAUGGACCAUCUACCACCAAUCCAUUGGAGAAAGAGGUGAAGUUUGUUGAUUUAACCGUUGAAGCCGGGAUUCGGAUUUAUGAAUUGAAUGAGUAUUUGAAGGCAAACAAGUUGGCUAUUCAGAAUUUAGGUUCAAUUAGUGAUCAAUCAAUUGCCGGAUUGAUUUCAACCGGAACUCAUGGUUCAUCUCAAUAUCAUGGGUUGGUCUCUCAACAAAUUGUACUGAUUGAUAUUGUGAAUUCUGCCGGAGAAUUGAUCACUUGCUCAUCCAUUGAGAAACCGGAAUUAUUUAGAGCUGCUUUACUUUCGUUGGGUAAAAUUGGGAUCAUCACUCAUGUGACCAUAAGAACAUGUCCUCAAUAUACUUUGAAAUCCAAACAGGAAAUCAUCAAUUUCCAAACGUUAUUGGACAAUUGGGAUCUGAUUUGGUUGGACUCCGAAUACAUAAGAAUCUGGUGGUUUCCUUAUACUUCCAAGUGUAUUUGUUGGAGAGCUUCUAAAUCUGAUGAUCAAUUAUCUGAUCCUAGACCUUCAUGGUACGGUACAACUUUAGGAAGAUUGUUUUAUGAGUCUUUACUUUGGUGUUCUGUUCAUUUGAUUCCCAGUUUGACUCCUUAUAUUGAGUCGUUUGUGUUUAAUCAACAAUACGGUAAUGUGGAAACGUUUGGUAACGGUGAUAUUGCCGUUCAACAUUCAGUUGAUGCCUUAAAUAUGGAUUGCUUAUUCAGUCAAUUUGUUGAUGAAUGGUCUGCUCCCUUAAAUGAAGGCCAAGCUGUUUUAUUGAAGUUAAAGGCUGAAAUAGAACGUGCAAGAGAUUCCGGUGAUUACUAUGUCCAUGCCCCCAUUGAAGUUAGAUGUUCAAAUACUACAAACUCAAAUGUUGCAUUUGUUGAUGAUGCUACUAAAGAACCUUCAUUAUAUCCUUCUGAAUCCUGGUUAGCUAAAAGAGAUAGACUUAGUUCUGGUCCUAUUCCGGGGAAUAACUUCCGUCCUUAUCUUGAUAAUUCUCCAGAUAAUUUGAUUCAUGAACCAGAGUUAAAAAACGUUACAAAUGAUCAAUUGACUCUAUUUAUCAAUGCUACCAUGUACAGACCGUUUGGAACCAACGUUAAUGCUUGUCAAUGGUUUCAAACAUUUGAAAACAUUCUUGGUGAUGUUGGAGGUAAACCUCAUUGGGCCAAAAACUUUAUUGGAUUAGAAGGAUCUAAAAUCGACAAUGAUGAUUUGAAUUAUCAAGUGAAAUAUGGCGGGAAACCAUUCUACGCUAUGAUUGGAUUUGACCCUGUAAUGAAGAAAUGGUUUGGUGAUAACUUGAUUCAAUACAAUAAAGUUAGAAAUGAAAUGGAUCCUCAUGGAGUCUUCUUAAGUGGUAAGAAUUGGUUAAAGAGAAAUGGAAUACUCAUCAAUACUGACUAA